Molecule: messenger RNA, 3219 nt
Organism: Penicillium antarcticum
Lineage: Eukaryota; Fungi; Ascomycota; Eurotiomycetes; Eurotiales; Aspergillaceae
Product: putative protein kinase
Exons: 3
Coding region: 1-3219 (1072 amino acids)
Biological process (GO): protein phosphorylation; positive regulation of transcription elongation by RNA polymerase II; transcription elongation by RNA polymerase II
Cellular component (GO): nucleus; cyclin/CDK positive transcription elongation factor complex
Molecular function (GO): cyclin-dependent protein serine/threonine kinase activity; ATP binding; RNA polymerase II CTD heptapeptide repeat kinase activity
Source: RefSeq, a predicted model, not a curated record
AUGGCUGGGUCCCGUAGGAGUCCGUUGAGAGACCAGUGGAGCGCUGACCAAGACCGCGAUCCCCGUGACGGGGACCGGCGCAGAGGUCGAGGGUCAGGCCGUGAUCGAGGAAGAGGUAGAGGGCGUGAUCGAGGUCGCCCGUAUCGGCCUAAUAACCGCAAUUUCGACCGACCCGGACGGUCGCCACCGCGCGCGUCACGCUUUGGCCCUAGCCCUUCUCACGGCCCUGGUGAUUUUGCAUCAGAUCGAUCUUCUCAUCGAGGUUCCCCUGGACCUGCUCCCUUCAACAAUAGCCGCCGACCAGACUUGAAUCGACCUUCAUCAGCAGGUGACUGGAACGGCCCCCCUCCCGGUACUUUCAACAGAGACUACCCAAAUACUCGACGAGACGAGUCACCUUCAGGUCCUCCAUCCAAACGCCAACGAACUCGAAGUCCCUCUCCGCGUGGCCGUCGACCCCCUCUCCCUCCGCAGUCGAGUUACGGCAAGCACGGCGAAGGACGGGACCGAAGCCCUUCAUUUAAGAAACGCGGUGAACGUGGUGGACGGUUCCAGGGCCGUGGUGGUCCGAGGCGAAGAUCCCCUCGACGAGGCCGGGAUCGUCGUGGAAAAGACCGUCACCGUCCAGAUAUUCCACGCCUAGGAAGAUCCAGAUCGCCAAUACAUGACCGUGGAUCUCAUCCUUUACCUGACCGACGAUCGAGAUCGUUAAGUGGGGAUAAUUACAGUGACCACGGAUCUCACUAUCGCGCAAACUCGCGGCAUUCAGCACGAUCACACUCCAGAGUCUCCGUAACAUCUCACGCAUCAAGACGUCUCUCGGAAAUGAACGCUACCCGUCCAAUUCAAUCCAUCCUGGACGACAGACCUAGGUCUCCAUCUCCACCACGGCCGAUACCAAGUUUUGACUCUGACAACUUCGGUGAUCAACGGGAUGCCUAUUCACAUGGGCCACGUUGUCCAGAUAUGGGACAAAAGCCAUAUCGUCGAUCGUCACGGCCACAUAUUGAUACUCGACCUUACGACACAUCCCCUCAACGUCCAACAGCAGGCUCAUACCAUGGAUCCCCACCAUCUGGCUCACCUUACUCUGGAAGAGGUGGUUGGAACGGACCGCCGGGGUAUUCUGGAUCAGGUCACGCCUCUCCCUAUCGACAGGAUAACUACUCACAGAAUGGGCACUCCGCGCAUUACUCUCACAAUCAAGGACAAUUCAACAGCCCUGGAAAUCAUUACCCCCGGUCUCCAUACGGUGGAUCUUAUCGAGGCGGUCACUCUGGCGGUGGUCAUCGGGGUAAUUUCUCAAACCAAGGUCCCGACCGGCGAUUUUCAGGUCCUGGUUCCCAUCCCUAUCAAUCUGGACACCCACAGCGCGACGCAAAGGGUCACUUCAAUAAUCUUCAAUGGACCGCCCCGGGAGCACGAGGUCGUGGAGGACAACACGAUUCUCACCCUGUACACAGCCAUGGAUCACAGACGCCCAAUCGAGCACGCUCCACCAAUGACCCUCAAUCACCUCGAGGCGAAAAUGGGGAUCAUAUCAGACCUUCCAGCAGAGAUUACCAUGGUAAUCACCAAACACAGCCCGCGCCGGAAAGCCAGAGUGCCCCAUCCAUGCAACCGCCAACUGAUGAACCUAAUGCUUCGACACCGAACAAAGGCGGCAAGUUCAGUUUUGCUUUCAAAUCUAAGGCUGCACCCUCACCCGCUCCGAAGCCUGUUCCUGAUCUUGCUCAGCGGAUGCAAGUUCGUGAGCCGGUCCCUCGUGCACCUGAGCCCCCGCAGCCUCGCAAUAGGCUGACCAACGGACCACUACCCAAGUUCAAACCAGAGCCAAGACAUGAUCGCCGUGACCGGGGUGGACGGGAUCGUGGACGGGAUCGUGGACGGGAUCGCAGAGACUUCCGUGAACAACGAGACUUCCGUGGUCCGCGGGACCGAAGAGAUGACCACCGGUUUGAUCAACGUCGUGACAGACGGCCAGGAGAUCGACCCCCUGGACCAGAUCGUCACAGCGAAUUGUCUCCAGAGCCAGUGAGAGAGCCACUAAAGCAGAAGCGGAUUCUCACCCGCCCUAAGCUUCCACCUGCAAUCCCUAAGGAGUUUACCGAGUCUGAUUCUGUCUACUUCCGAAAGCCGGGUAAUGAGUCUGUCAUCGGCGCUGGUACCUAUGGCAAAGUGUUCAAGGGAACUCAUGUCUUUACCCAGCGGCAAGUUGCACUGAAGAAGAUCCGAAUGGAAGGUGAAAAAGAUGGUUUCCCUGUUACAGCGGUGCGAGAGAUCAAGUUGCUACAACAUCUCCGAAACCACAACGUUGUGAAUCUCCUCGAGGUCAUGGUUGAAAAGAACGAAUGUUUCAUGGUCUUUGAAUAUCUAUCCCAUGAUCUUACUGGUCUCAUCAACCACCCUACUUUCUCCCUCACCCUCGCCCACAAGAAGGAUCUGGCCAAACAGAUGUUCGAAGGUUUAAAUUACCUUCAUCACCGUGGUGUCCUCCACCGAGACAUCAAAGCUGCCAAUAUCCUGAUCAGCAAUCGAGGAUUGUUGAAGUUUGCUGACUUUGGUCUGGCCCGAUUCUUCUCUAAAAGUCGCCAACUCGACUACACCAACCGCGUCAUUACCAUUUGGUACCGUCCUCCUGAACUUCUCCUUGGCGAGACCCGAUACGGCCCAGCCGUCGAUGUGUGGAGUGCUGCAUGUGUUUGCAUGGAGAUGUUCACCAAGAAGGCUGUAUUCCCUGGCGAAGGGGGCGAACUGAGCCAAAUGGACAAGCUGUAUAACCUUUUGGGCACCCCCACUAAGACCGAAUGGCCGGAUCUUGUGGAGAUGCCGUGGUUCCAUCUUAUGCGGCCAGCCGAACGCAAGAAGCGCGUCUUCGAGGAUGUUUACCGUGAUGUCCUGACAUCCGGUGCCAUGGACCUCAUCUCCUCCGUCUUCCACUAUGAUCCCGCCAAGCGGCCAAGUGCCGAAGAUGUCCUCAAGCAUCCCUACUUCGUAUCGGAGGAACCAACCCCUCACCCACCGAUCGAAUUGGAGCAUGUUGAAGGAGAUUGGCACGAGUUUGAAUCCAAGGCUCUCCGCAAGGAAGCUCGACGGGUGGAAAUGCAGAACCAAAAGGACCGCGACAAACGCAAGGCUGAAGCUUCGGUGACGAGCAGUGAUCGGGACGCCAAGCGCACGAGACAGGAAACCAGUGGUCAUGGCUCGUUGCAUGGAUGA